Messenger RNA from Verticillium alfalfae VaMs.102, 279 nucleotides. RefSeq names its product mitochondrial 37S ribosomal protein YmS-T. The coding region runs from base 1 to 279 and encodes 92 amino acids. Lineage: Eukaryota; Fungi; Ascomycota; Sordariomycetes; Glomerellales; Plectosphaerellaceae. The transcript is spliced from 2 exons. The record is from RefSeq and is a predicted model, not a curated record. Gene Ontology annotation, cellular component: mitochondrial small ribosomal subunit. Gene Ontology annotation, molecular function: structural constituent of ribosome. Gene Ontology annotation, biological process: mitochondrial translation.
AUGCCUCAAAAACCCAUGCGCCUGCCCCCCCUGAAGGGCCUCCGCGUCCGCGCCCCAUUGAACAAGAAGACCGAGUCGCCCUGCGUUUCCAUGAUGUCCUCACUGCUCGCCUGCUGGGCCUCCGCAGGCUUCAACACAUCCGGCUGCGCCGCCCUCGAGAACGCCCUCCGCACAUGCAUGGACUCGCCUCCGCCGCAAGACGCCCCGCGCAACACGAUCAACUUCCACCUGGCCCGCAUGUACGACCGCGUCAUCAUCAGCGGCAGGCGAAAGAGGUAG